AUGGGUUGCUGCCAAUCGUCGAUGCUGCUGAGAGUGGGGGAGAGGGAGACUCACCCGGAAAGGGAAAGGGAAAAGGAAAAGGAAAGGGAAAGGGAAAAGGAAAAGGAAAAAGAGCAAGCAUACGGAAACCAGCAGAGGGCGUGUGUGGAGGGGGAGCGGGAGAAAGAAGGGGUGGAUUUCUCCUUCACGGAGUUCUCGCUGCCGGAGUUGAAGGGGGCCACCAACAAUUUCAGCUCAGAGUAUAUCGUCUCUGAGAGUGGGGAGAAGGCGCCCAACCUCGUCUACAAGGGUCGCCUCCAGAACCAGAGCCGUUGGAUUGCGGUCAAGAAGUUCAGCAAGGCAGCCUGGCCGGAUCCCAAGCAGUUCGUCGAAGAGGCUUCCGGCGUAGGCAAGUUGCGCCACCCGAGGCUCGCUAAUUUAAUCGGUUACUGCUGCGACGGCGAUGAGAGGCUCCUCGUUGCCGAGUACAUGCCCUAUGACACUCUCGCCAAGCAUCUCUUCCACUGGGAAACUCAAACUAUUGAGUGGGCCAUGCGCUUGCGGGUGGCUCUGUACAUCGCACAGGCUUUGCAUUAUUGCAGUUCAGAGGGGCGUCCCUUGUACCACGACUUGAAUGCUUACCGUGUUCUCUUCGACCAGGAAGGUGAUCCUCGUCUCUCUUGUUUCGGUUUUAUGAAGAACAGCAGGGAUGGCAAGAGUUAUAGCACCAAUCUCGCUUAUACACCUCCUGAAUAUUUAAGAAACGGAAGGGUCACUCCUGAAAGUGUCAUUUACAGCUUCGGAACCGUCCUUCUAGACCUCCUCAGCGGCAAGCACAUCCCUCCCAGUCAUGCACUUGAUAUGAUACAGGGGAAGAACAUUAUGCUCUUAAUGGAUUCGCAUUUGGAGGGAAAGUUUUCAACAGAAGAAGCAACAGUAGUUGUUAAUCUUGCCUCUAAAUGUUUGCAAUAUGAACCGAGGGAGCGGCCUGAUACCAAGGAUUUGGUCACAACACUGGCCCCAUUGCAUACAAAACCCAAUGUGCGUUCUGAUAUCAUGCUUGGAAUUCCAAAGCACGAGGAAGCACCAUCAACUCCACAACGUCCUCUUUCAGCAAUGGGAGAGGCUUGUUCAAGAAUGGACCUAACUGCAAUACAUCAGAUCUUGGUUGCGACACACUACAGAGACGAUGAAGGAACUAAUGAGCUGUCGUUCCAAGAGUGGACUCAACAGAUGAGAGAUAUGCUGGAGGCAAGGAAGCGUGGAGACUAUGCAUUCCGUGACAAAGACUUCAAGACAGCCAUUGAUAACUACUCCCAGUUUAUUGAUGUGGGAACGAUGGUCUCCCCAACUGUUUUUGCAAGACGCAGUCUAUGCUAUCUGUUAUGUGAUCAACCAGAUCCUGCGCUACGCGAUGCAAUGCAAGCACAGUGUGUUUAUCCGGACUGGCCAACGGCUUUCUACAUGCAAUCAGUUGCUCUUGCAAAGCUGGACAUGCACAAGGAUGCUGCUGAUAUGUUAAAUGAGGCAGCUGCAUUGGAAGAGAAGAGACAAAGAGGAGCGAGAGGAUCAUAA
Messenger RNA from Sphenostylis stenocarpa, 1554 nucleotides. The record is from the annotation of a GenBank genome assembly. NCBI's taxonomy places the organism in Eukaryota, Viridiplantae, Streptophyta, Magnoliopsida, Fabales, Fabaceae.